Molecule: messenger RNA, 1100 nt
Organism: Arabidopsis thaliana (thale cress)
Lineage: Eukaryota; Viridiplantae; Streptophyta; Magnoliopsida; Brassicales; Brassicaceae
Product: Ubiquitin family protein
Exons: 1
Coding region: 3-971 (322 amino acids)
Source: RefSeq, marked reviewed
AUAUGUUUGAAUACGGCAUCUUCCACAACUCUCGUAUCCUUCUAUCCAUCUCUCCUGACGAUAACCCUACUCAGAACCAAGUCCCUCAAUCUCCAUCAAAUCCGAUUCAUGAUACAAUGAUAAAGGUGAUCAUCGAGAAUCAGAGUGGCUCAUCGUUCACCAUUGAUGUUUCUUUCUGGGACACAGUGUUAAUGAUUAAACGGAAGAUCGAGAUGACUCAAGGGACCCCUGUUUCCAAGCAAAUACUUAUCUUCAAACGCAAGGUACUUCAAGACCAUCUUAAUAUGUUUGGAUGCCAGAUACGUCACAACUCUCGUAUCCUUCUCUCCAUCUCUCCUGACGAUAACCCUACUCAGAACCAAGUGCCUCAAACCAACCAAUCUCCAUCAACACCAUCAAAUCCUAUUCAUGAGUUCGUUAACAAUCAAGAUUCUCCAUUAUCGCCAAAAUCAAGUGCUUUGACUAUGGAAAAGUUCAGUAAGAAUCAACAAGAUCGGCCUCCAUUAAUGAGAGUGGUGGCGAAGAGAAUCGACAAUGGAUCAUCACGACCAUCAUAUUCACUUGAUGAGUUACUUGCCCCUCGAGAUUCGUCGACUGUGGCUGUUGGGAGCAUAAGAAACAGGGAUCAAGAGGUUAAAAACAGAGUAUCUUCGCCGUCAGACUCAGUCGAAGAGGUCAUUAACAUUACAGACUCGCUUGCGAUGAAGAUGAUAGUAAUGGUGCAGCCAUAUGGAUAUACCAGGAUGAUUCAAGUAGAGGUUACAGCAGAUGAUAACGUUGAAGAACUGAGGAAAGAGCUGGUUAAGAUGCAAGAGAGGGGUGAGUUAAAUCUGCCUCAAGGAAUGUAUUACUUAAUACACAAGCAUAAGCAGGCUGUAUUACACGAAGAUCAGUCAUUCUUGACCAACGGUGUUGCUUACGGUGAUACGAUUCAGAUUUCCCAAGGAUAUGUUAAACUCACUAGUGGUUGAACGUUUGAUCACUAAUCGAUCUUAAACUCUUUUUCUUAUUGGUUUUAGUCUUUCUUCAAGUUUUCUGAAAUAUCCUAACACAUGUAAUACCAAUAUGAGCUGAAAGAAGAGAAAUAAGUUCUUGUUGAG